AUGCCUAAUGGCAAACUCGACCGCCGCCGUGUAGCCGUACUCUCCCAGACCGCAAAUGACACCGACGGCCUUGUCGCUAAACUCGAGGAAGGGGAUGCUGACGCCGAGGAGGGCGUCGCGGAUGGCCACGCUGGUGUGGGUGUAAGCCGCGGGGUUGAUGACGAUGAAGUCAACCUUGUCCUCGCGAGCCUGGUGGAUCCUCUCGAUGAUGGCACCCUCGAUAUUGGCCUGGAAGGUUUCUAG
This is a messenger RNA of Parascedosporium putredinis, 243 nucleotides long. NCBI's taxonomy places the organism in Eukaryota, Fungi, Ascomycota, Sordariomycetes, Microascales, Microascaceae. The record is from the annotation of a GenBank genome assembly.